Fusarium venenatum is the source of this 2097-nucleotide messenger RNA. The record is from RefSeq and is a predicted model, not a curated record. Lineage: Eukaryota; Fungi; Ascomycota; Sordariomycetes; Hypocreales; Nectriaceae.
AUGGAGACAUUCUUCGACCAGAUGUUCCAGAAGCCCAGCGAUACUGUGGGAACCCAGGAGCCGCGUGCGUCUACCUCCACCAACUGUACCGGGGUGUGGGAUUACACAAAUAUUAUUCGUCCACAAGGACUCGCCCCCUCGGACAUAGUCCCCGCCGCCACCGCCAAUGCCAGCUGUGACUGUGCCAGUUCCAAUCCCAGCGCCUGUGCCUGUGACUCGAGAACCCACUUCGCCGCCGCUGCUGCUGCUUAUGACCCUGACUCUCCAGGGUCGCUCAUCAACUCGGGCUCAAGCUCGCUGACGCAGUCGCAGUCGCCGUCGCCCCAGCCCGGGACCCCUACCACGGGCCAUUUCCUGCCUGGCGCGCACGCUAACACUGCUUCUACACCCGCUGCUCCUGCCGCUGCCUCGGUGCUGUCACGUAGUAUUACUACCGCUAAAGCUGCCGCCCCCCAACUCUCUAUCGGUGACUUUGAUCCUGCUAUUCUCUCAAACACCUCCGUCGAAGACUUCGAUUCCUACUUGAACAACUUUCGCGACUCCCCCACUGCAGACAGCGACGUUUGCAUUCAGAUUCCUGACCCUUCAGGUCUUGAGCAGCAACCCUACGACCACAACAUGACUACCGGACCAUCCCUCGACCCUACUAUGGGCCGCCGGGAUUCCUUUGUCAGCGCCGGCCCCAAGCCCAUAUCGAUGAACAAUCCCAAUCGUGGUGACAACGCGAACCGCAACAGAAGAGAAUCUCUUGCUGGCAGCCUCAUGGGCGGCGGUAUGAGCUGGGGAGGCAUGUCCUUUGGCAGUUUUGUUAGAGAUGAUAUUAUGAUGGCAACAUCGCCAUCGCCAUUCGGUGGAGCCCAUCAGUCACCUUCUUUCCAUUCUUCUUCGUAUCUUCCUAAGUUGGAGGCCAACUUCAUGCGAGAUUUCACCUGCUGCGGCAAGAUCCUCCCUAACCUGCACGAUUUGCUUCAACAUUACGAAGAAGCCCACACACAACCCAGCCCCAACACAGCGCGGAAUAAUGCAUUCUCCCAAUUCUCUCAGUUGGGCAUGUCCAGCGCCCCUCGAAUGUCCAUUUCACGAGCUGAUUCAGCAGCACCUGGAAAUAAUUCACAGUCAUCAGGUCAAUUGGGGCAACAUAGCCGUGGUCAACAGUCCCCGCAUGACCUGCAUGGAAACUCCGGCAUGCCAUCGAAUAUGAAUGACGAGAUGGAUGCCGUUGCAGAUAUGGAAAUGGACGAUGCUGUGGGCACUAUGGAAAUGGACGACAGCCAGCGAAUGUCUCAGACAAGACAGCUCUUCGGCCAACAGAGACCCGAGCUCAACAUGAACACUUCUGGUCUUACUCAAGGCCUACGAACUUCCCAACCACCGACGCCCGCUGCUGCAAGCUUUGGACUGCAGAACAAUCCCACAGUGUCUUCAGUCAACACACCUACGCUUACUACACAGGGACAAACGCCACAAGGCCAGCAAGUGGACAUGGAUGAGGACCUUCCAGGUAUGCCUAUGGGUGGUAACACGAACGAUAUUGGCGAUAUGGGAUUUGGCGGAAACCAGACCAAUAAUGAUUCUAACUUUUGCAUAAACGACCCUGGAAAGCACCUUUUCAGCUCGAACGGCUUCCCUCCAAACCGUUCUAUCCAGGCGCAGUUGCAACAGCUGGGUAUUAACCAGUCUCAACUCAACGAUCCCCAGACCAACAAGGCCAUCAUGCAGCGUCUACAAAGUAUGAUGAUGCCUGAAGAGCACAAGCCAUUCAAGUGCCCCGUUAUCGGCUGUGAAAAGGCCUACAAAAACCAGAACGGCCUCAAGUACCACAAGACGCACGGUCAUCAAACUCAACAGCUCCACGAAAACGGUGAUGGCACUUUCUCCAUUGUUAACCCCGAAACAAGUGCGCCUUAUCCAGGAACCCUGGGUAUGGAAAAAGAGAAGCCGUUCAGCUGCGAGACAUGCGGAAAGCGCUAUAAGAACUUAAAUGGGUUGAAAUAUCACAAGGCGCAUUCUCUUCCGUGCAAUCCGGAUUUCAAGCUCCAGGCUCUUGCAGCGGGCAUGAACCUGCAAGGAAUAGGAGAAGAUCAGAUGAUGCAAUAG